This is a messenger RNA of Gastrolobium bilobum, 1125 nucleotides long. RefSeq names its product bidirectional sugar transporter SWEET3-like. The coding region runs from base 185 to 949 and encodes 254 amino acids. NCBI's taxonomy places the organism in Eukaryota, Viridiplantae, Streptophyta, Magnoliopsida, Fabales, Fabaceae. Gene Ontology annotation, biological process: carbohydrate transport. The transcript has 6 exons. Gene Ontology annotation, molecular function: sugar transmembrane transporter activity. The record is from RefSeq and is a predicted model, not a curated record. Gene Ontology annotation, cellular component: membrane.
UCUCUCUUUUCUUAGUUUUCUAUAUUAUAUUUUCAUAUUCUUUUUUUUACCUAAAUAUUUUAAGCUUGCCACUAGGCAUUCAACCGAACUCUCAAGGUACUAUAAGUAGAGCAUCCUCAAGGGUCUUCUAAGUGGUACACAAACUUCAUUUCAUCUCAUCUCAUUACAUAGAAAAGAACUAAACAUGGCAGAGAGCCUUCGUUUGGCCGUUGCUGUUAUUGGGAAUGUUGCCUCAGUUUCCCUUUAUGCCGCACCAACGGUUACCUUCAAAAGGGUAAUAAGGAAGAAAAGCACAGAGGAGUUUUCAUGCAUUCCUUACAUAAUAGCAUUGUUGAACUGUCUCCUUUUCACUUGGUAUGGAUUACCUGUUGUGAGCAACAAUUGGGAAAACUUCCCUCUGGUCACGGUUAAUGCAGUUGGAAUUGUUUUUGAGCUAUCCUAUGUUCUCAUUUAUUUCUGGUAUGCUUCAGCCAAAGGAAAGGUGAAUGUAGCCAUGACAGCAAUACCAGUUCUUAUAGCGUUCUGCGCCAUUGCUGUUGCAUCAGCUUUUGCCUUCCCAGAUCAUAGGCACCGAAAGCUACUCGUUGGUAGCAUAGGCUUGGGGGUUUCAAUAACAAUGUAUGCAUCCCCUUUGGUUGUAAUGAAGAAAGUGAUACAAACAAAGAGUGUGGAAUUCAUGCCACUACCCUUAUCUGUGUGCUCAUUCUUAGCAAGUAUACUGUGGAUGCUUUAUGGACUCCUCAUUCGGGAUAUAUUCGUUGCGGGACCAAGUGUGAUUGGAACUCCCUUAGGCAUUCUUCAACUCUUUCUCCACUGCAAAUACUAUAAAAGGAGAGUUAUGGAAGAACCGAACAUGGUGGACAAGCAGAAGGGGAACCUAGAGAAGGUGGACUUGGAAAUGGGGGACAUGGAGAAGAACGUGACAAAUCCUAGUAAUAAUAACUCUUGAUCCAUGACUAGGUUGAAGAUUUCAGUUAGUUCUUGUCAGAUUCUGGUUUUUUAUGUAUGUUUGUUUCCUUAACAAAGAAAAGUUAUCUACCUAGUCAUUAGAGCUAGUGUGUUAACGGAUGUAUUCAUCACACAAUUUUAAGUCAUAAUUUCUAGUGCAUGUCCCAUUACACGUUU